UUUAUCUAAUGAAAACCAGAAGGACCUAAGUGAGUCUUUUCCCUUUCUGUUAUCUCUCAGCGCCGCUUCUGCGCUUGGUAUUCCCAGGAAAAAAAAUGGCAGUCAACUUGGGUUUCGCCGUCGUUGCGGCCUCCACUUCUCACUAUAAUAUUCCCAAAAUACCCUUUACCCAUCAUAUCAAAAGCUCCAGCAGUGCUUCCCCAAUUACAACAAAGCCCUUCCCUGCUUCAUUAUCUCUCAGUCGUCGCCGUUUCUCCGUCCUGUCUUGCCUACCUCCUCCUCCGCCUCCUUCAACCUUCAGGCCCAAAACAAAGCUUUAUGUCAGUGGGCUCUCUUUCCGAACCACAGAAGAGAGUUUACGAAAUGCAUUCCAAAAUUUCGGACAGCUUUUAGAAGUUAAUCUGGUGAUGGACAAAAUUGCAAAUAGACCAAGAGGCUUUGCUUUUCUCCGUUAUGCAACUGAGGAGGAAUCACAGAAAGCUAUUGAGGGAAUGCAUGGCAAGUUUUUGGAUGGCAGGGUAAUAUUUGUUGAAAUUGCAAAACCCAGAUCAGAGCUUCGCCGAGGCACAGUAAAACAAAACUCAAGACAACAAUUCGCAUGACCAUCAUAUAGAUGCAUGUUGUAGAGCGAGUAGAGCAAAUACAUCACAAAUGGAAAGAAAAACUUAUUUGCUUUUUCUAUACGCGGAAUCUCAUUUUGUGUUUGCUUAUAAAAUUGUCGUAUUAUUUGUGUUACCAUAUUGUUGAAGAAAACAUAUGUAAGGUUGGUUCCCAUUCUUCCUA
This is a messenger RNA of Mangifera indica (mango), 783 nucleotides long. RefSeq names its product organelle RRM domain-containing protein 6, chloroplastic. Gene Ontology annotation, molecular function: RNA binding. Gene Ontology annotation, biological process: chloroplast mRNA modification; cytidine to uridine editing. The record is from RefSeq and is a predicted model, not a curated record. Lineage: Eukaryota; Viridiplantae; Streptophyta; Magnoliopsida; Sapindales; Anacardiaceae. The transcript is spliced from 4 exons. Gene Ontology annotation, cellular component: chloroplast. The coding region runs from base 96 to 602 and encodes 168 amino acids.